Fraxinus pennsylvanica is the source of this 1560-nucleotide messenger RNA. The record is from the annotation of a GenBank genome assembly. Lineage: Eukaryota; Viridiplantae; Streptophyta; Magnoliopsida; Lamiales; Oleaceae.
AUGAUGGUGAGCAUGGCAAGUGCAUUGACAUUCUGCUCUGCAUCAUAUUCUCCACUUUUGAUUCGAUCCAUGGCGGCACAGCAGAAGCCAAUUCCUUCAGCUACCAAAACUGUUGGCUCAAAAAAGAGUACAACCGUUUUCCCUCUUGGGGAGCCUGGCCCUCGAGUCAGCUCUUCAACAUCAACGCCACCAGUGAAGCUAUUAACACGUGUAGAGCAGCUACGACUCCUAACCAAAGCAGAGAAAGCCGGCCUGCUAUCAGCAGCAGAAAAAUUUGGGCUAUCCUUGUCUACUAUCGAGAAACUUGGCCUCCUUUCUAAAGCAGAGGAAUUUGGUGUCCUUUCAGCUGCAACUGACCCAGGAACCCCAUCGACCUUCCUGAAUCUGAGCUUGGUUUUGCUUAUUUUGGGUCCAGCUUUUGUCUACUUGGUGCCUGAAGACUACCCUUGGGAGAUUGCAUUGCAGGUUGUAAUUGCUUUGCUCUCUGUAGUUGGUGGAUCUGCUGCUCUUGCAGCAUCAAAUCUUAGCCAAAUUCGAUUGAUCCACUGUGAUAUACCUAGAACUAUCUUGCAGGUCAAUAAUGAAGCAAAUGAUCAUAUGAUCAUGAACUCAAGAUCAGAAAAAGAUUUUCGAGCGAAGCAAGAAGACGAUGCCAAGAUUUCCGGCAAAUUUUCUAAGAUCCCAUCUUCUUCAUCUAGACAGUGGUCAUCAACCUUAAAAAAUCCAAGAAUUGUACGCGUCUCACGUGAUUUUGGAGGCAAAGACAGGCAUAGCAAAGUGUGUACCGUGAGGGGAUUAAGAGAUCGACGAAUUAGGCUUUCAGCUCCUACUGCAAUUCUAUUGUAUGAACUUCAGGACAAGCUUAGACUCAGCCAGCCUAGUAAAGUUGUAGACUGGCUACUUGAUGCAACUAAACACGAAAUCGAUCGGCUUCCACCUCUUCCAAUGCCUACGGGAAUGACUUUCAGCCAAUUUCCUCGUGAUCAUCUAUCAUCCGGGCUUCCCCACUGUUUGGACGCAAAUCAAGCUUAUGCAAAGGAUUCAGGAAUCAAUCACGCGUUUUUCUCACGCAAGGAAGAUUUAGGGAUCAAGAAUGUAUGUCAGCAGAAUCAAGAAAAUAAAGAGGGUGGUUUUGGAGGAUAUGUGGCACAGAAUUUUUUCCCAGUAGAAAAUUAUCAAUCUCCUUUUCCUACACCUUUUCCAAAUAAUUCCUACAUUAAUUGGGAUCCUAAUUCAAACUUGUCUUUAUCUCAAUUUGGAGCUGAAGAAUCCCACAACAAUAUUCCUGCACCAUCUUCCAUGGCUUUCCCUUUGACCUCUCAACUGUAUUUCUAUCCAUCUUCGACAACAGUACCAUCGUUGAAUUUCCCUCCAUUAAUCCCUCCAUUUAUGAACACAGCAAUGGAGAACGAGUCGAGACAAGUUAAUCACUUCCAGCAUCAAAAUUCAUUGAUGCCAACCCUUCAUUUGAUUAGCUCUCCAAUGAAAUCUUUCGGGUCGAAUGCCAAUCAAACUGUCCGACCUCCGGAAGAUGGUAGCGAAGAAUGCAGUAGUUCUUAA